Molecule: messenger RNA, 551 nt
Organism: Stylophora pistillata
Lineage: Eukaryota; Metazoa; Cnidaria; Anthozoa; Scleractinia; Pocilloporidae
Product: ras-related protein Rab-10
Molecular function (GO): GTP binding; GTPase activity
Source: RefSeq, a predicted model, not a curated record
GACAGUUCUAGUUCAUCUUCAUGGGCAAUUAACUUUUUCCACAGUUUACAAGGUGAGAGGAAAUGGCGGAAGCAACAUCUGAAUUCAAAAUCGUAAUCGUGGGAGGAUCUGGAGUGGGAAAGAGCUCUGUUGUCAAAAGUUUUUGCGGCAAUGUCGAAGAGGACUUAGAAGCUGUAGGCCAAAAAGCGGCAGCGGACCAGCAGGUUGUAACAAAGAGGAUAGAGAUUCAAGGCAAGGACAUUAGUCUGAAAAUAAUUGAUACAGCAGGAUCAGUGCUGGAAAACCAGGUGUAUACAAGGAAACUUUACAAAGGGGCUAAGGGUAUCAUGGUCAUAUAUGAUGUUACCCACAAACGCUCAUUUGAAGAUGUUCCAAAGUGGCUGCAGGAUAUUGAUGAGUUUGCUACAGACCACGGUGUUUAUUUUUUAGAAGUCAGUGGCAAUACCGGUGUGCAAGUCAAGGAAGCUUUUGAUCUGAUGACGGAGGAAAUUCUUCUCACUGAGAACCAUGGUCAAGCUACAGCUCAACCUAACCGUUGCUAUUUGCUUUAA